Molecule: messenger RNA, 1419 nt
Organism: Paramuricea clavata
Lineage: Eukaryota; Metazoa; Cnidaria; Anthozoa; Malacalcyonacea; Plexauridae
Source: the annotation of a GenBank genome assembly
AUGGCGGAUAAUGUCGAAGGAGUGGAAGAGCUCAGAAGACUGACGGUUGAAAGGAUUGAUCAUGUUUAUUCUACUUUAAUGAAUAAUGCCGUAGAUAUAAACGACGUUCUCGAAGACGUAGAACAAAUUUUCGAAGCCCUUUAUGUCAUAGAUUCCGUGGUAGGACUGUCAGAAGAUAUUUUUCGUGACAUUUUAUCUGCAAAAGGAAUACUAGAAAACAUUUCAAGGUCUAGAACCACAAGAAUCUUCAGCGGGGCGCCUGGACGGCCAUCAUACGAUGUAGCACAAGACCAACUUCAGGCACUUAUAGACGUGGGUUUUAAUGUCGGCCAAAUCGCCGAAUUGCUACAAGUUUCCAAAAGGACAAUUGAACGUCGCCUUGCAGAAUAUGGUAUAUCAACGCGAUCGUAUUGUGACAUCGCCAAUGACGAGUUGGACGCGAUAGUUCAGGAGAUAAAGCUAUUUCACCCUAAUGUUGGUUCCAAGAACCUCGCUGGUUAUUUAGCUGCACGCAACAUAAGAAUUCCUAGACAACGAAUCAGAGACUCCUUGCAAAGGGUCGACCCCCUUGGCGUUGCUGCUAGGAAGUGUAAAGCCAUUCAUCGUCGUGUGUAUAGUGUUUCUCGCCCCUUAGCCUUAUGGCACUUUGAUGGCAACCACAAACUCAUCAGAUGGCGAUUCGUAGUUCAUGGUUGCGUUGAUGGGUUCAGCCGAAUCCCAGUAUUCCUGUUUUGCCAUACAAAUAAUAGGGCGUCCACUGUGUUGCAGAGCUUCCUAAGUGCUGUUUCGCAGUGGGGAUUACCCUCGCGCGUUCGCAGUGAUAUGGGAGGUGAAAAUAUAGAUGUAGUCGAAUACAUGAUAAGCAGAAGAGGAACUGGCAGAGGUUCUGCGCUGGUUGGUAGAAGUGUCCACAAUCAACGUAUAGAACGUCUGUGGAGGGAUGUAUAUCGUGAUGUGUUGGAUACCUUUUAUGGUAUUUUUAUGUCCAUGGAAGAUAUUCGGAUAUUAGAUCCCAUUAAUGAAAUAGAUCUAUGGUGUUUGCAUUAUUGUUUCUGCAAUGUAAUUAAUAGAAAGUUGAAGUCUUGGGUGAAUGCUUGGAUAAGGCAUCCUUUAAGUAGCGAACACAAUCAAACUCCAUUACAAUUGUGGGUGAGAGGUCAAUUUGACAAUGCUGAACGAUUAAAUGUGGACCAGGUUAUGGUAUAUGACAAUUAUGGUAUUGACUGGGAUGGUCCUGCAAGUACCGAUGCUGAUACCGAAGAUGAUGUUCAUGUAUCAGAAACUAAUUGUCCGUUGUCUGAAGAUCAGUUGAAUCAGCUCAACGCCAUGUUUGAACAAAGUAGUCCAGAAAAUCCUAGUCCAUGGGAUUGUGUAAGAAUUUAUCAGCUUGUAAAAAACUUUACUUUGCAGUAUAUAUGA